GCGAAAGUGUUCGGAGCGAUGCCAAAGUCCCCGAGGGUGUGCUGCAGCUUGCCGUCAGGCCCCCAGCCGCGCCUGAACGCCGCAACAUAGAGGGCAGGCAGAUCGACCUCCCUGCAUCGGCGGGCAUUCGAUCAGCGCCUUACACCGUGGACGUUGUCCUUGGGACGCCAGGCCAGACGGUUCAAUUGAUGCUCGAUACAAGCUCGUCGGAGACGUUGGUGAACCCCAACUGUCAGAAAUCGGACGAUCCCGUCUAUUGCACAAGUACAGGACGUUUCACGAGCAGCUCCUCAUUCGUAGACUUGAACACGCAAGGCGGCACUACUCUUUCCGGUGGCUAUGUUGAGUGGAAUUAUGGUUUCGACUACAUGGGACUUGGAUCCGCCAGAAUCGGGACACAGAUCUUCGGGGUCGCAUACGAUUCCGAGGGCCUGUCCGCUGGCGUCCUUGCUCUUGCUCCCUCGCUAGCUGGCUGGGACAGCCCUUAUCCGUUUGUGGUGGACGCUCUGUAUUACCAAGGGUUCACACAGAGUCGCGCGUUCAGUCUGGACUUGCGCUCAGGUGACUCGGAAGGUUCCUUGACUCUCGGAGGUCUCGAUACUUCUCGCUACACGGGAAAUUUGGAGAAGCUUCCAAUUAUCCCAUCUUCGCAAUCCCCGGAUGGUAACACGAGAUAUUGGGUGCAACUGGACAAACUUGCUGGCGACGAUCUUAUCUUCUACGAGGGCCAGCAAGCCUUUGUCUUGGACAGCAGCGACAGCGUCUGCCGCUUGCCCAGUCCCAUCUUCAACAGUCUGAUGACGGCUUUCCCCUCCGCCAUCUUCACACCCUCAACCAACCAGUACUCUGUUGAUUGCGCAGACAGAGAAGCGGGUGGCACUCUCGACUUCACCUUUGGCACGACUACCAUCAAGGUGCCCAUCAGCGAAUUCAUUGUCGAAUCGGACGGUGUCUGUUAUAUCGGCGCGACCCAAGAUGAUAACGUGCCCGCUUUGGGAACCAACUUUCUCAGUUCAGCGUACGUCGUGUUCGAUCAGGACAACCGCUCCAUUCACAUUGGCCAGAACUGCCAGGGCGACUACGAGACGAACCUCGUUGCUAUCGGCUCUGGACCGGACGCCGUGCCCUCGCCCCCGGGGACCUUCUCCUCACCUGUGUCUUCGCCAGCCUCAUCGCCAGCCUCAUCGCCAACUUCAUCACCAGCAUCAACCCCUGUCAGCACUCUGAGCCCAACGUCGAUCACUACGACCGCAGCAUCGACCUCCCAUACGAGCCCCAGCGCCGUCACCAGUGUCAGCGACGAGACAUCCUCUUCUACCCAGGUUACAAGCCAGACCACAAUCUCCACGUCGCAGCAGACGCAAGAGACCACUCAGUCAACCCAGACAGACGAGCUCACCUCACGGGGAACCUCCACCACAGUGGCACCGGAAUCACAUAUCACCACCACCACCCCCCAAGUCACCACGCAGACAUACCUCAGCACAACCACAUACGUUGUCACCAAGUGCCCGCCCACCUUCGACGACUGCCCCUUUGACGAGGUCACGACCGAGGUCCUCACCUUGACCACAACCUACUGUCCCGCUGCCACAGCUACCCACACGCUCACGCAC
This is a messenger RNA of Emericellopsis atlantica, 1616 nucleotides long. RefSeq names its product aspartic peptidase domain-containing protein. The record is from RefSeq and is a predicted model, not a curated record. NCBI's taxonomy places the organism in Eukaryota, Fungi, Ascomycota, Sordariomycetes, Hypocreales, Bionectriaceae. The annotation marks the transcript as partial. The transcript has 6 exons.